Messenger RNA from Lethenteron reissneri (Far Eastern brook lamprey), 1192 nucleotides. Its product is annotated as sterile alpha motif domain-containing protein 1-like. NCBI's taxonomy places the organism in Eukaryota, Metazoa, Chordata, Hyperoartia, Petromyzontiformes, Petromyzontidae. Gene Ontology annotation, cellular component: extracellular region. The record is from RefSeq and is a predicted model, not a curated record. Gene Ontology annotation, biological process: positive regulation of cell population proliferation; positive regulation of phosphatidylinositol 3-kinase/protein kinase B signal transduction; cell population proliferation. Gene Ontology annotation, molecular function: insulin-like growth factor receptor binding; hormone activity.
AUGGCCUCCCGCCACCCGCGUCCCCAGCGGCUGUGGCUGCUGGCGCCGCUGGCGCUGUGCGUACUACUCCACCACCAAAGCGCGGCCUUGACUCUGUGCGGGAGCCAGCUGGUCGACGCCUUGGCGUUUGUAUGCAACGGGCGAGGCUUCUACGCGGCGCCACCAGCUGGCGUGCAGCGGCAGCGGCAGCAGCUAGGCGGCAUUACAGAAGCGUGCUGCCUGCGCGCCUGCUCGCUGCUCGUGCUGGAGCGCUACUGCGCACAGCCGCAGCUGCUCCCGGCAAGUGGCGUUGGUGGCCACGCUGCUGCUGCCUGUUUAGCGAGCGCUGCGGCAGGCACGCUGUGGAACCUGUCGUGCCACGAGUCUCUGAGGGCUGCGCUGGUGGAGCUUUGCCUCCCGGCACUGGUGGAGCACGUGCUGGUGCCAGAGAGCGGCUGGAGGAGCAAUUUUGGAGACUCACCCGCCUCACCCUCCCCACCCGGCUCGUCCGCCUCGCCUUCCGCGGCGUUCUGCAACGCCUUGACGUGCCUGCGGGUGGCGGAUCCCGCCGGCGAGCCGGAGCCCACGGCACCUCCUCCCACGGCACCUCCUCCCACGGCACCUCCUCCCACAGCAGCAGCUCUCGCAGCAGCAGCUCCCACAGCUCCUCCCGCAGCAGCGAUGUCGCCGCGGGAAUUGCAUCAACUCCGUGACGAGUUGCGGGAUCUUCAGAGGGAGCUGGGGGGGGCGACGCCGAGACCCGACCAGGAGCCCCCAGAGCAGAUCGCCGCUGGCGCUGCCGCCGGCAGAGGCACCGGCCGCACGUCUUGGCUCUAGCGCGAGCGAGUUUCACCCUCGCCGCCGCCGCGGCGUCACCGGCCAAUCGAUUUUUGCCACCUCACGUUCCAUUUACUCGCCCCCCCCCCCCCCCCCAAUGCACCGCCGCCGUUUCCACCGUCUCUUUGCUCAACGUUCUUCCGUCGUCAAGGUUCAAUGGGAGGCGACCGUCUGUGCCUUUUGUAAAGAUUCUAGCGGCAGAGCGCGGGCACCCCACUCACGCGACGGUGUGGGGGCGGCACGUCGGGCUCCCAGCCUCGUAGCUCGGGGGAUUCAGCUCUGCUGGGUUUGUAGCCCAGAGUGUUGGGAGCAGAGGUCGCAAACGGGGUUUGAUUCCUUAGCCGUACCCGGCCGCACCAGGGUCGCAAACAGGUAU